AAAUCGCCAACAGUUAAUAAAAAGUACAAAAACUGGUAGUUAGCAGAAUGCCGCAUAAACCAGAAUCCAAAUACGAUCCAAAGCUCAAGGUCUGGAGUGGUGGAGAAAGAUCUAAUUAUUUCGCACCGCACCUUUCCAUUGGGGAGAUCAUCUUCCGAGAAUUGGAAAGGCAUCCGAAGCUCAUUGCACAGAUCUCAGCCACUGAGAAGACGGUGCUGACUCGGGAGGAGGUGCGUUUCAAUGCGAUGCGUGUGGCCACCCAUAUGCGAGGACUUGGCCUAAAGCAAUGUGAUAUUGUGGGCAUCAUAGCCAGGAACACCACGCACCUGGUGGCCGUGGCCUACGCCUGCUUUUUCAAUGGAAUGCCGUUCCACUCCCUGAACAUUUCCUACGAGCAGGACACCAUUGAGAAGCUGCUUAGCAUUACCAGACCCUCUCUGAUCUUCUGCGAUGGGGAUGAGUACGAGAGAGUUCUGGCAGCCACCGAGCACAUUAAGCUGGACACCACAAUCAUAACCAUGCGAAACCACCCUUCGGGCUCCCUGCGGAUUCAGGAUAUCCUGAUCACACCCAUUGAGGAUAACUUCCGGCCAGCACGUCUGGAGCAGGGCCCCGACCAGACCUUGGCCAUUCUCUGCUCCUCGGGGACCACGGGCGUUCCAAAGGCAGUCACUUUCACUAACAGCCAACAGAUUCUAUGGAGCUGCACUCCCAUGACAACCGAUGUGGUUCAGUACUCGCACAGCACCCUGGACUGGUUCUCUGGACUCUCCGUUUGCAUUAACGCUGGAGUGUUCAGCACCACAAGCAUUAUUGCCGAUAACAAGUACGAUCCUGCCUUCCUGUGUCGUAUCAUCGAGGAGUACAAAAUAACAUUCCUGGUUCAGAGCCCUUCCCAAAUGGCCAUGCUGGUGAGCUGUCCAGAGUUCGACGCGUCUGAUCUGUCGAGCAUCCGGCAUUACGUUUACGGAGGCACUGCCUGCUCCGUGGAGAUGCAGCAUCGAAUGCGCAGGCGUCUUAAGCAGGCGGACUGUCUGGUCUUUAGCUAUAACUUAACGGAGAUGAACAGCUUGGGUUGCUUGAACCUUCACUUUGACGAAAAACCCAACUCCGUGGGCCGCCCGGUGAAAGGAAUCAGAGUCAAGAUAAUCAAUGAAAAGGGCGAGGCCCUGGGUCCCAGUGCAGUCGGUGAAGUCUGUUUUUAUAGUGGUCAGCAUUGGUCGGGCUAUUACGGGAAUCCAGAGGAGACGCGCAUAAUGGUCGACUCUCAGAGCUGGCUACACACCGGUGAUAUGGGCUACAUGGACCCAGACGGCUUUCUAUACCUCGUGGACCGCAAAAAGGAUAUGCUCAAGUAUCAGGGCAUCAUGUAUUAUCCAAGCGAAAUAGAGAGAGUGAUCUCUCAGAUCCCUGACGUAGUCGAGGUCUGUGUCUUCGGUGUGUGGGAUGAAGUGAAUGGCGACGAGGCCGCUGCCUCUGUGGUAAAGAAGCCUGGCACCCAACUCUCAGCUCAAGAUGUUGUGAAGUUUGUCAAGGAACGUAUUGGGGCCAAGUACAAGCAGCUGAACGCAGGAGCCAUCAUUGUGGAGGAUCUGGUACGAAGUCCGAACGGAAAAACCCACCGAGUCGCCACAAAAGCGCACUUUCUAGAGGUCACAAACAGAAACAGGACUCAGGACUCUUGGUUCAAAUGAAUUACAACGGAUGAUAAUGGAAAAUUCAUGCAUCCAUGGAAAUAACAGAAAUACACAAAGAGUUCCCUA
Drosophila pseudoobscura is the source of this 1763-nucleotide messenger RNA. RefSeq names its product 4-coumarate--CoA ligase 1-like. The transcript has 3 exons. The record is from RefSeq and is a predicted model, not a curated record. Bases 48 to 1694 code for a protein of 548 amino acids. Gene Ontology annotation, biological process: long-chain fatty acid metabolic process; fatty-acyl-CoA biosynthetic process. NCBI's taxonomy places the organism in Eukaryota, Metazoa, Arthropoda, Insecta, Diptera, Drosophilidae. Gene Ontology annotation, molecular function: long-chain fatty acid-CoA ligase activity.